Messenger RNA from Brienomyrus brachyistius, 1977 nucleotides. RefSeq names its product V-set and immunoglobulin domain-containing protein 1-like. The record is from RefSeq and is a predicted model, not a curated record. The transcript is spliced from 7 exons. Gene Ontology annotation, cellular component: plasma membrane. The coding region runs from base 488 to 1525 and encodes 345 amino acids. Gene Ontology annotation, biological process: epithelial cell morphogenesis; maintenance of gastrointestinal epithelium. NCBI's taxonomy places the organism in Eukaryota, Metazoa, Chordata, Actinopteri, Osteoglossiformes, Mormyridae.
GGUCAUUUUGGAGGGACAAGCUACGCUGCGCAGUGCUGCUAAUGUGCGCGCAGGUAGUUACUUGCGUUUUGAUCUAUUCUGAGCGAGACAUAGCAGAUGUGAGCAAAAUGGCUUCCCCGGGGUCCAGUUUGUCGCGGCCCCGCACAGUUUAAACGCGGCUUUAAUGGGCUGACUGCUUAGUUCCUCAUGUUAUUAAAGCGUCACUGUGGUGGUCUCCGAGAUUAUCUUAGCUUAGCGUAGCUUUCUGCGCCGCGUUAAUUUUUAAUGCCCGCCUGCCACCAUAUCACGGCCGUCACUUUUGAAAAAUAAAGUUUCUCCUAAGCUUUCACACCCAGGCUUUAGUUAUUAACAAACAAACCUGUGCAAACAAUUGCAGAGCCCAUAUCUACAGCAAAAAAAAAUCACUAUGUGAUAACGAUACAUUAAAACCAGUUAUGCGCUCUGUGGGUGUUGGCCAUUGGGGAGGCUGGAUUGAUAAGUAAGGAUUAUGGGAAAAAGGGCUGUGGCAAGAACCAGAGACCGAAACUGGUCAGUAGAUAGUACAAAAGAAACCUGGGAACACAUUGUCCGGAGAAAUCAUUCGAAAAUGUGGCCGUCGGUGCUGAGCCUAGUUAUGCUGUCCAGCUUUUGCGGCUGUGUUCAUUCAAUUACCGUCUCUGUUCCCGAUAAGUUUGUGAAUGCGACCUCUGGUGCUACUGUGUUGUUGCGCUGUACUUUUGUGACAUCCGAGCCAACCACCGGCCUGAACAUUCAGUGGUCUUUCAUCUCCAAAACCACCAUGACAUCAAAACCGAUUUACUAUUACCAGGGAGGAGAAGAAAUCGUGUACCCGGAUUACAAGGGUCGCGUGAUCGUGCCUCCUUCUCCAGUCACCACGAACGCCUCCAUAAGCAUUGAAGGAGUGACUCCCUCCGAUUCAGGAGCUUACUUCUGCGACAUUCACAACUUACCGGACGUCCAGGGCACCACGCAGGGCACCAUUAAUCUCAAUGUUUUAGUAAAACCAUCCAAGCCGUUCUGCGGCCUCCACGGCACUGUGGAGUCGGGCCACUUGGUCACCCUCACCUGCCACUCAGAGCACGGGAGCCCGGCCCCGACCUACAACUGGACUAAGCUGGAACAGGGGCACGGUGUCAGCACCCGCGCCGUGACGAAUCUCCAGACAGGAGUUCUUCAGUUUGGGAACCUUUCGCAGUUUGAAUUCGGACAGUAUCAGUGCAACGCGUCCAACAGCGUUGGCUUUGCCAUCUGCGCUAUUACUUUAGACGAAGAGCGUAGUGAUGGGACUAUUGCCGGAGCAGUGGUUGGGUCCGUGCUUGUGGCCUGCCUCAUCGUCUUCAUCGUCUGGUGUGUCAUACAUUCACUGAGGAAGAAGAAGCACAAAGCCAGCAUUGAGAUGGAGUCUAAAGCUCAGAAUGCCAGCCCAGCCAAUUGUUAUACCGCUGUGCCGUCCGCGGAGAACAACAGUCAGGCUUCCACAAAGGAGAUUUCCAGCCAGAUGCAGGAGGAGGAACCCGUGGCUUAGGAACGGUCCUGUAGAUUGGGGCCCAGGUGUUUUUUCCACAGAAACAGUGCUAUUUUGUACCUGAUUUGUAACAUAGACCAUUCCAGCUGAGACUACCGAGCACAUAGCUGCAUUUUGCCGAUGCUUGCAAAUGGUUUUAGUUUAGUUAUAUUUUUAGAAAUAGCACAGAGCGUUAUAAUUAACCAAUCACUUUGUGUAAUUUUGUUCUCCGAGAGAAGUUCUUUGAUUUAUUUUCAAAAGUUUUUUUAAAUAAUCGAGUCACAUAAAAACACACGCAGAAAAUGUCUACACAGUGAAAUUCAUAAAUAAACAAAGAAUUACGUUGCGUAGACGCUCCACAUAUGACACUAAAUUGCUUGAAGCUUGAUUCCAAAUUUAUGUGUUUUUUCGGCUUUAUGUAGAGACUUUGUUACAAAAUAAAUUCUGUGACGUCAUCACAGUAUUGAUCAUCA